Fonsecaea monophora is the source of this 2226-nucleotide messenger RNA. RefSeq lists its product as hypothetical. The transcript has 7 exons. NCBI's taxonomy places the organism in Eukaryota, Fungi, Ascomycota, Eurotiomycetes, Chaetothyriales, Herpotrichiellaceae. The record is from RefSeq and is a predicted model, not a curated record. The coding region runs from base 1 to 2226 and encodes 741 amino acids.
AUGCCUUUCGUCAGGGAUACAACGGCUCAUAGUGCACAACUCGAAUACGACAUCGAAAACCUCUACCACUCACAAAUUACGCGGCCUAUCAGGAUCAUAUGUGUUGGCAGCGGUAUAUCAGGCAUGUGCCUGGCAUUCACCAUCAUGAAAAGGCUGAAGUCGUAUGAACUCACAAUCUACGAAAAGAACAAAGAUGUUGGCGGGACAUACACCAAUACUGUCGAAGUGAGUUACCUUCUCCUAGCAACAAGAGUUUAUAUCACGAAGCUGAGCACCGUGCAAGAUUUCUAUGAAAGGUAUAAUAUUGACCAGUUCACAAAACUGGAGCACAAAGUCAAACGAGCUGUCUGGGAUGAUGCAACGGGACAGUGGCGAGUUUCUAUCGAGGAUCUCGCUACUGGAAACACCUUCCAGGAUACAGGCGACAUUCUUGUGAAUGCCACAGGGUUUCUGAACAAGUGGACCUGGCCACAUAUUGAAGGUAUCGACAAAUUUCGCAGGCCAAAGGUUCAUUCGGCAGCGUGGGAUGACUCGAUCGACUUCCACAAUAAGACCAUCGGCGUCAUCGGCUCUGGCUCAAGCGCAAUUCAGAUUGUUCCUCAAAUGCAGAAAGGUAGUGUCCUCUCCGAAAGUAAUCAAGAGCUACUGACUGAACGCGCAGCAGUGGCCAAAGACCUGAAAGUUUUCAUGCGUUCGCCAACCUGGAUCACACCCGCCAUCGGCGGCCAAACAUCUUCCCAGUUCCAGGGCGACGACAACCCCGGUCACCAGCAAUUCACCUUUACCGAAGAACAAAAGGAAAGAUUCCGGUCCGAUCCCGAAUACCAUCUACAAUUUAGAAGGAAGAUCGAGGCCGAAGUCAACUGGAUGGCAGAUGUGUUUAAGAUGGGCAGUAAAAUGCAGCAAGACGUGCAAAAGAUGAUGACACAGCAGAUGAAGGCCCGCAUUGGACCUGGCCAUGACGAACUUGGCGCAAAGUUGAUUCCGCAAUGGCCCCCGGGGUGUAGACGUCUUACUCCCGGAGACAGAUACUUAGAGUCGUUAGUGGAGUCGAACGUCGAGCCAGUCUUUGGAGACAUUCUCAGGCUUGAUGAUACGGCAGUCGUGAUGAUGGAUGGCACGAGACACGAGGUUGAUGUCUUGGUGUGUGCGACAGGAUUUGAUGUCUCCUUUGUUACGUCGUUUGAAAUAUUGGGCCGAGACGGACUCAAUAUCAAGGAAGCCUGGAAAGACAUUCCGGACGCUUAUCUUGGCCUUGCGGCCCCGAACUUUCCCAACUACUUCAUUAUUUGUGGACCUCAAGGCCCUCUCGGAAAUGGAUCCAUCUUACCUGCUAUUGAGGUAAUUUGCGACUAUAUCAGUACGGUUGCGCUGAAGAUGCAGGCUGAGAGGAUCAAGUCACUUGAGCCAAAGCGAAUCGCCACAGAUCAGUUCCAAGAACACAUGCACAAGUUCCAUAAGAAGUCUGUUUGGGGCCAACCCUGCAGCGCGCAUUCGAAAGCGCUGGCCGAAAUAUGCCUCCUUCUGAGCUAUUGGGGCCCAUAUAGCUGGGAGCAUGAAGUCAACGAGUACUGGGCCGAUCGUGCGUUAGGGCAUGCCCUCGCAGCCAUCGAGUCUCAAGCCGAAGAAGACGGAUAUACAAAAACGAUGUAUCGACUAGUAAGACAGUGUUGUCUCAUCCGCCGGCGCAUGCUUUCCGUGUAUACAGAAUCCACCUCGUCCAUUCUGUAUAUCCCUGGGCCCUCUGACAGCAUCGGCUUGCCCAAUCUAUCGGAAGCGACUGAGUUUCCGGACUACAUUAGACCAGAGAGCGGCAUCCUGACACGCUCAGCGUUUGUCAUGACCUGUAGGCUUACAGAAAUCAUGGCUCGGAUACUUACCAUGCGUGACCAGAAGCUGGCGCCGUUCAGCUAUGUUACUGUUAUUGACAUCCGAGACGCCAUUCACAAAUGGGACCAUGACUUUGCCAUACUCUUGGAGUCUGCCGAUGCUAUCUUGGAGCCGCAUAUGAGUCUUGUUUUCAACGCGCUCCGUCUGCUUCGGAAUACUCUGGUCAUUCAGUUGUAUCAGCUCGAUUGGCGCCAUAAUUUGUCGUGGGGCUGGCUGGGAAGCGGCCGGGAGCUCGUGGCGAUAUUAGAGACCGAAGAAGCGGCUCGGAACAUCGCAGAUCUCGCUCAAACACUCCUAUGUCAUCUAAAUAAAGAGUCGAUUCUACUGACCAUGUAA